Molecule: messenger RNA, 441 nt
Organism: Westerdykella ornata
Lineage: Eukaryota; Fungi; Ascomycota; Dothideomycetes; Pleosporales; Sporormiaceae
Exons: 4
Coding region: 1-441 (146 amino acids)
Cellular component (GO): mitochondrion
Molecular function (GO): oxidoreductase activity
Source: RefSeq, a predicted model, not a curated record
AUGUUCAAGAAACUCUUUGGCGAGCACGGCGCCAAGGACGUCGUCACCCUCUUCCACAAACCAUCGAGCCAACCUUCAAUGCGCGUCCUCACGCUUCUCAAGCAAGCGAACGCGACGGCGAAAACACACGCGACCCAAGAUCAAGCAAGCAGCCACGAUACUCAAACCAAAGCCGAGAGGGCGGAUUUCGAGCUUGACGUCACAGAGGCUCCGCCAACUGGUGACCAGCUGAAGAAUAUCCUGGAGUAUCUUGGAGGAUCUGCGGCGGCAUCGAAACUUGUUAGCGGUGCUAGCGAUCAAGCGGAUGCGCUGAGGCGGCUCAAAGAGAACGGGAAUGCCUUUCAAAGGCCUGUGGUUGUAGAUUGGCACCAAGGGAGAGUCGUGGUGGGAGACAAUGAAUCGGAGAUUUUGUCGCUGCUGCGCUCCAUCCCGAAACCGUAG